UCAUGAACCGUGAGAUCAUGCCCUCAGCCAGAAUCAAGAGUCAGAUGCUGAACCGACUGAGCCACGCAGGUGCCCCUCGACCUAGUCCUUUCCUUCCGAGUGGCCAGCCGGGGCCUGAGAGCUGUGGUCAAGGCCCCGGGGGCUGUGCCGCUGCCGCUCAGGGCCCCCUCCGCGCCGGCUGAGAGCUCUGGCCAGGGCACCGACAGUGGCCACAGGUGCAGCGGCGGAGGGGGUCAGGGGCUGUGUGGGCAGAGACUUAGAGAGAGAGGGACUGGGGCACGCUCACGAACAGCAUCACCUCACGUCUUAGGAAGCCUUCCUGACCACUUCCUACUCUUUAUUCCUACAUAGUCCAGGUCUGUUUGGUUUUCCCAUUCUCGAAGGUUGGCUCUAUGAGGGUGGGACUGUCGUAUUCAUUCCUCCCUCCCAGUGCCCGUGGCAGGCUCCUGAGGGAGCUCACAUGGGCUCACCCUGCAAGUAUACCGUCAGAAGGUUUUCUGGCCACGUUCAUGGCCCCAGGUUUCCUACUAAUGAUGCCAUAACCGGCCCUGACAGAAGCCUCCAGAAAUUGGAUGUGGUUUAACAGAGUGAGAUUACGGGAUUUUCCAAGCUGUCUGCUAAAAUACCUCGUGGGAUUUUUCAGAGUUCAGAAGUCUACAGGGCCCACAUCAGCUUUGCAAGUUCCUUCCUGUCUCCCUCCUUUGCCUCCUAGGUUCCCGUUCAGCCGCCCGGAGCUGCUGAAGGAAUGGGUGCUGAACAUUGGCCGGGGCAACUUCAAGCCCAAGCAGCACACGGUCAUCUGCUCCGAGCACUUCCGACCUGAGUGCUUCAGCGCCUUUGGAAACCGCAAAAACCUGAAGCAGAAUGCCGUGCCCACGGUGUUUGCCUUUCAGGACGCCGCGCAGCUGGUGAGGGAGAACACGGACCCGGCCGGUGGGGGUGCAGAUGCGGACCCGGAGAAGGAGGAGGUGGUCUCCGAGGCGGGGCCCGCGGAGUGUGGCCUGGGGAGGAAGACGGACGCCGCCCUCGAAGCACUGCCCCCGCACGCCGGCGGCCCCGUAGAACAGGUAAGAUGCGGGGCCCGGGUACGAAGGCAGCGUGUGGUCGCUCAGGCUCCGCACGGGGGUGGGGGCUCCCUUCAAACAGAAGGAAGCAAUCUGGUGCCCAAGUGGGAGCCCCACAGCCCGUGGCCCCGCUCUCGGACCCUCCGAGUAGAACGGGCAGGUGGGGACGUCAGGGGUGCUGUGGCAUCGAGGGCGGGGCCGGGCCGUGUCCCCGCCCGCCACGGCCACGGCCCCGGCUCUCAGCCCUGGGCCCCGCCUCGCCUUCACGCACUGUGUCCUCAGGUCUCGCCGCAGAGACCGCAGGGAAGCCGGGCGCCUGGUCAGCCGGCCAGCCCCGCACAGCCGUCCGAUCACAGCUACGCCCUUUUGGACUUAGAUGCCCUAAAAAAAAAACUCUUCCUGACUCUGAAGGAAAACGAGAAGCUCCGAAAACGCUUGAAGGCUCAGAGGCUGGUGAUACAGAGGAUGUCCAGCCGCCUCCGCGCCCACAGAGCGGGCCAGCCGGGACUCCAGGCCAGGCCGCCGCCAGAGCAGCAGAGCUGAGCCGCACGGCCAGGCUUUCCUGUCGGAGCCUCUCUGGGGGGGUGGGACGGUGGCUCUGGGGCGCUGGCCGCGGACCUUUCAGUCCUGCCGCUGACAGGCAAAGGGACAGUGAGGCGUGCCGGGUCAAGCCCUGGUGAGGAGCCCGGGCCACCUCAGGGGAAGUUUAGUGGCAUCAGCCCCAGGACAGGGCGGGACCGUGAUCAAGAGGAGCUCGGUGCUCCCUUUCGACAAAAGCUUGGGCGGGGGUCUUCAGAGCCACUGCACGGGGCGCCCCCGCUGGGGAGGAAGUGCACUUCCUGGCGGGGCAGCUGGGCCCAGGCCCUGGGUCACCUGGAGGACGGCGGCUCCGAGUGGCUGGGACCCACCUCCGAGAUCAGGCGUGCCUCCUUCCCCCCUUCCCCGGCCCAGUCUGAGCGAAAGACAUAAUAAAGCGUCUUCCUACG
Molecule: messenger RNA, 2050 nt
Organism: Lynx canadensis (Canada lynx)
Lineage: Eukaryota; Metazoa; Chordata; Mammalia; Carnivora; Felidae
Gene: THAP3
Product: THAP domain containing 3
Exons: 3
Coding region: 573-1607 (344 amino acids)
Source: RefSeq, a predicted model, not a curated record